Molecule: messenger RNA, 1558 nt
Organism: Saprolegnia diclina VS20
Lineage: Eukaryota; Oomycota; Saprolegniomycetes; Saprolegniales; Saprolegniaceae
Exons: 1
Coding region: 13-1419 (468 amino acids)
Source: RefSeq, a predicted model, not a curated record
CGAAAAUAGAAGAUGACAAAGAACGGCGGGACGUACGAUGGCCCGAAGCUGGAAGCAUGGGAUGGCUUUCUGCUCUGGAAGCCGCUCUUCCUGCAGGCGCCGGCGACCGCCAAGUACGUUAACUACUACCUUAUUGACAACUACGCAGAUGCCCACCUCGAAGAGCUCAUCUCAUCCGACGAGCGCGCUCGGCUCCAUGGCGUCGCGACCAAGUCGGCGACGCCCGUGUACGCGGAGCUCCUCUCGAGCGAAGAGCUCGCCGGCGCCACCAAGCGCUACCAUAGCGAAGUCGCCAUGGUCACGUCCAAGCUUGUGGCGUCGGUAGUCAAGCGGCUGCAAGGCGCCAUGGCGGCGCAGGCCACUGCGUACCUUCGAAGUGCCAUUGCGCCAUCGCUGGGCGCAGAGCUGCCGCCGCAGCCGCAGACGCCACACAGUCUCUGGAAGUACGUGAUGACGCAGAGCCAGCCGCCGUUCUACGAUGUCUUUGGCCUCUUCGAGUACACGCUGGGCAUCCAGUUGCAGCGGCCGUCGGCGGCAGAUUCCUUCUUUGCCGCGUUUGAGCCAGCGGUGGCCGCGCUGCUGACAGCGCUACUCUCGCUCCACGACGUCUCGAGUCUCUUUGUCGGCGUCGACGACAUGGAAAGCGCGCACACGGUGCUCACGCGCUACCAGACGCAGCUGACCGCCAAGCUGCAAGUGUGCUUGCUCGCCCACGCCGUCGCCCCCAACUUGACGUCGCUCUUCAAGCCAAACCCAACGACGUUCGACUAUGCAACCACCAAGCUCCGUCUCCUCGAGUACGUCAACUCGGUACCGGCGAGUGCUGUCUUUCUCUCGAGCGACGACGACCGGAACGAGACGCAGCGCAAGCGCAUGGCGGGCAUCGAGACGUCCCUUCGAUCGACAAAAAAGCCAAAAAUGCAGAUCAACCUGCCAACAACGCUCGGGCCAGCCUCGGUGACGAGCCCCUCGUCAUCUAUUCUCAAGGCAGCGCGACCGCCGACUCCGACGCCACUGCAAAAAGCAGCAACGAACGGUCCUGUCGGUAGCAUGUCGCCGCUCCAGCGGACGCCACCAUCGCGCGUGCCCGUCGCAUCGGCAGGUCGCCCGUCGACGCGUCAGCAGCCCGCCCCGAGGCCGCCAAAGCCAUUGCCAAUGACGGCGGACAAUGCGAUGUGCAACUACUGUCGGCUGGCGCCGCACCACCUCACUGCCUGCCAGCAGUUUGUCGCGGACGUUGCGCGCUUCCAGGUGACGCGAGGCUUUUCGGUUCCGGACGAUGCGUGCUGCACCCACUGCAUCAAGCUCGGGCAUGUCCUGCCGCACCGUGCAAAAGGCUGCCCACGGCUCGCAUCGCUCGUCAACGCUCAGGCGGCCAACCCAGCUCGUUACGUCCACAACCGUCGCAAGCCGUCCUGAGUCCAUGACCUCUUUUUAACUAGUGUUAGCGUAGUCGUUUAGUCAAUAGCUCUUGGUUGGUCUCUUCGCCGUCCUCGCUGCGGAGGCCGCACAGACGAGCCCUAGCCCUAUUACACUAUUUAUAUAGUGUGAUCUUUUU